ACGCAUGCGCGCUGAACUUCGUACGAGGAAGUACUGAGAGUGAAAAAUAUCAGGCGAUACAAGUCAAUUGUUUUUAGUUCGAAGGAAAUAGUUGGCCUACAGCUGAAUCAAAAUGUCAGAAGUUGACAAUAACCCGUUUGCGGAUACGUCAAUUGUCAACCCUUUCCAAGAUCCUUCUGUCACACAGUUGACCAACACUGGCAUAGACCCUGUGAAUCUAUACAACCCCUUCCCAGAUCACUCCACCGAGAGCCUAGCAGGGCCCACCAUUCCUGCCUCCAGGGCUCCCUCCCAGCCGGCAGUGCUCCAGCCAUCAACAGAGCCCAGUCCACAAGCCACGGCAGCUGCAGCCCAGGCCAACCUGCUGAGGCAGCAGGAGGAGCUGGAGAGGAAGGCUGCAGAACUGGAGCGCAGGGAGCAGGAGCUCCAGAGCCGAGGCCCUACAGGGAAAGAAAACAAUUGGCCACCUCUGCCAACAUUUUUCCCCAUCAAGCCUUGUUUCUACCAGGACUUUUCUGAGGAUAUUCCUGUAGAGCACAGGAGAGUCUGCAAAAUGAUUUACUACCUUUGGAUGUUCAGCGGUGUUACCCUUUUCCUCAACCUGCUGGCAUGCCUGGCUUACUUCACCACCAACUCAAAUCAUGGUGUGGACUUUGGACUCUCGAUCCUAUGGCUCAUCCUGUUCACCCCCUGCUCCUUCCUCUGCUGGUAUAGACCCAUCUACAAGGCCUUUAAGGCAGACAGUUCCUUCAGCUUCUUCUCCUUCUUUUUUGUGUUUUUCUGCCAAGUGGUGAUUUUCAUCAUCCAAGCAGUGGGCAUUCCCGGGUGGGGGAACAGUGGCUGGAUCAGCUCUAUCUCUGUGAUUUCCACUGACAAGGCCGUGGGAGCCAUCAUGAUCCUGGUGGCCUGCUUCUUCACCGUCUGUGCUGUGCUGUCAAUCAUCUUAUUAAAGAUGGUUCACGGCCAGUAUCGUCAUACAGGGGCUAGUUUCCAGAAGGCCCAGCAAGAGUUCUCCCAGGGUGUUGUCUCCAACAAGAACUUCCAGUCAGCCGCCACCUCUGCUGCCCAGGGAGUCUUACAGGCAAACAACUAAGGCUAGCUCCACUCCCCUGAUACCACUCUCUGUCCCCUCCACCACUGCAAAAGCAACUAAGCUGGGUUAGGCUUUCUCACCAUCAUCACCACCUGUGGAAUGCCUCUUACACUUUUGCUUCACAGUCAAUUAAGGUCCCUUUGAGCCUAAAUUAAAGUUUGCAGGGUUCACAUAGCUAUGGCUGUGUCUAAGACCGUGGGACACUGGGGGGAUAAAUAAACCCACAUGUCUGCUUUUGGAAUGGAAAACAUGAAGUUGAAUGGUUGCAAUGCAUCCCCAUCCGUAACUGUUUUCGCGUGCACUUUUGCAAUGUUCUUCAGUAAAUAUUUGGAUGUGCACUUUUUGCAAUGCUUGUGUGUGUUUGUACCCAUGUGAAAGUUGUAUGUGUGUGUGUAUGCCUGUUUUUCUGUGGCCUUGAUUAUACGAUGUCAAGAAGAUUUUUUUGUGUUUGUUAUUUUUGUCUUUUAGUGUGUUCUCUUUACAUGUAUUAUUGUUGUAACCACAUCUACAGGCCCCAAGUUUUCUCUGGUGGCAUUCUUAAAUGUUACCAUGCCAAUGAAGAGAAUGAGAAUAAGAAAGCUGUCACUUGAGUGGACAGUAUCCUGUAUGAAGUUUAUGCUCACUGUAAUAUGAUUAUGAAAGUCACCCUGGGUAUUAGAAACAAGUUUAGGUGUGAAUGUUACUGGUGAGUACAACAAUCUUACAGAUUGUUGUACUCACCAGUCUUUUCAAAGUAACGUGCCUUCAUAUUCACAAUCUUUCAGUCUUUUACAGUCUGAUGGCUCUUGUCUCAAGCAAUGUGAGGUAUUUUGGUUUCUUUUUGUAGAAAGUGUGCCUUUAGGUUUAAGUAAUUAAAUGAAUUCAGCUUGCCAUUUCCAGCGCAACUACACUUAAUGGUAAAUUAGGGUUAAGGCACGACACCUUUCUUUCACAGUAAACCUGGUUAAUAAUGAAGGAGAUUUGACCAAAGCUUUGAGUGCCUCCCAGAUGUAUCUUGUUAGCACUUUUGGUUCCUAUGGCAACCAAGGUUUGCUCUUGAUAGGAAGAAAAUUUAGACUUUUACUUACAUUUAGCACCGAACAUGACAAUAAUAACAAACAUUCCCAAGUCAAACUGUUUUUGCUUUAAUGGAUGCAAUGCUGACAAAAAUAUGUAUACCAUGGAUUUGCCACUAACAAAAUGAGCAUGUAAAGAAGCAGAAAUAACUGCUUGAUCUUCAAUAUUUUUGCCUUAAGAGAUGUUUGCUUAUCAGCAAGAACAUAGUGUUCAAAUCUGAGCGGUGGUUUUAAUUGAUGGGUGGUGAUUUUAAUUGAUUUCACAAUUACUAGCAAGUAGACUUAGAACCAGACCCUAAAUUAUUUGUGGAUUGUUGUACAUUUUUCAUUCAAUUUAUUUUUAUAUCCACAUUUGUUGUGUGUAAGUUAAAAAAAAGUAUUGUAAGACUAAUUUACCUACUUAAGUCAAAUCAAUUGUAGGAGAUAUCUUGGUAAUUCAAUAUAAUCAUGAGGAAUAUAAUAUCCAGGAUAUUAAAGGUUUUGUGUUCAUUUUUUUCAUCAUAUUUAGUUUAAAUAAAGAUAAAUAUCUGUUAAA
Osmerus eperlanus (European smelt) is the source of this 2683-nucleotide messenger RNA. Its product is annotated as secretory carrier-associated membrane protein 2-like. The record is from RefSeq and is a predicted model, not a curated record. Gene Ontology annotation, biological process: protein transport. Gene Ontology annotation, cellular component: trans-Golgi network membrane; recycling endosome membrane. The transcript is spliced from 9 exons. The coding region runs from base 113 to 1093 and encodes 326 amino acids. Lineage: Eukaryota; Metazoa; Chordata; Actinopteri; Osmeriformes; Osmeridae.